Phytophthora nicotianae INRA-310 is the source of this 1251-nucleotide messenger RNA. Its product is annotated as serine/threonine protein kinase. The transcript has a single exon. NCBI's taxonomy places the organism in Eukaryota, Oomycota, Peronosporomycetes, Peronosporales, Peronosporaceae. Gene Ontology annotation, biological process: protein phosphorylation. The coding region runs from base 1 to 1251 and encodes 416 amino acids. Gene Ontology annotation, molecular function: protein kinase activity; ATP binding. The record is from RefSeq and is a predicted model, not a curated record.
AUGGGCAAUCGGUUGAGCUCAAUCGUCGACUCCGUCCUCUACUAUCUGGAUGAUCUCUCUGACAAGCUGCCACUACGCUCGUUGCUGAAAUGGCGUUCAGAUUCGAAGAAGCAGCUCUUCCAAGAGAAACUUCAGCCUCACAUGGCUGCAGGAGUUCGACACAAGUCCGUUGUGCGUGUGACAAGUUUAGAGGCUACUGGACCUAACGAUAUCCCACGUAUCUUCACUACUCCUCGCUCCCUGAAUGUUGAGUGGAAUCUCUGCGAUAAAGUGGACCCUGCAAGACGCGUAGAUGUCGUAAGUGAUCAUAAACUCCUUCGUAAGCGACGCAAAGGUCUGUUUGUGGACAAGAAUACUCGCCUGCAAGUACAUUGUGACACCAGAACGUUGGCUCAGAACGAACUGGAGAUCAUGUGCUACAUCGCUAACUACUGCGAGACAUACAAGCAACCAAUCCACCGCAAUAUCGUACACUUACUUGGAUACUAUUCCGCCAAUGAUACUCUUCAUGAGAUCAUUGAGUUCUGCGAGCUUGGAUCUCUCAUGAACGCCUACAUUGAGAGUCCACAAGAAGGUUUACGUCUGACCUUCUCACCUUCAGAAGGAGAAGUGUGCGACGCGAUGUUCCAGAUCUGCUCAGGUCUUCACUUCCUGCACGAAAAUGGCGUUGCACAUGGCAAUCUUGGACUCGAAAAUAUCUUCGUCACUAGUGAGAAUUUCUUGAAAAUCGGAGACUUCGAACAUUCAGUCUUCGUGGGAUCUGAUAACCAGCACCAGUCGCUUUCAAAGCUACCUCCGCCAGCUCUGAAAACAUAUAUCGCGCCAGAGAUCGAAGCGUUCAAACCAGGAGAACGCCUAGAUCUUCAGAAAGCGGAUGUUUGGUCUAUGGGGAUAAUCUUCAUUUUACUACUCACUAAGAAGCCACUGUUUGAUGCUGCUAGAUCAGAUGAUAACGGGUUUCAAAUGUUCUGUCGUGUGGGGUUGCGUUCCUACUUGAAGGUCAUGUAUCUGGAGCAGUCGGCGAUCUGUAAACUAUCUGAUGAGCUUCUGGAGUUCGCGGAAGGACUUCUCAACUUAAACCCGAGUUUACGAUUCACUAUGCGCGAGGCACUGAACGCCAAGUGGUUAAAGAACGAGAAAAGCUCUGGAAGACUUCUCGUACGCGCCGACAGCUUCGCAGUCGCUUCAUUUCAUGCCGAUGCCGUGGCUGCGCACUUAGUUCGACAAGACACUCGUAAAAAGAGUGAAUAG